This is a messenger RNA of Chara braunii, 1005 nucleotides long. NCBI's taxonomy places the organism in Eukaryota, Viridiplantae, Streptophyta, Charophyceae, Charales, Characeae. The record is from the annotation of a GenBank genome assembly.
AGACGGUGGUCUGCGGAGCGCAGACGGUACUGCGACAAAAGGCUGAGUACACACUGUCGGGUCCUUCGAUACCUCAACUCUAGUAGCGGGAGGGGCGAACCUCGACGGAGAUGUUUGGAAGCCCACUACUAAGGAGGGUGCAGGUGUACACUGCACCGUGGCUAGGAGGCGCCGCGGGGAUGCGAGGCGGCGGAGGGGAACUGAGCACGAUGCGGGCAGGAAAGGUCAGCAUAGUGGCGGUCGAGGGCGGCGGUGUAAGGGCACCGCGAGAAGGUAUGACCGUCCUAGCGGCAUCGCAAACACCCACCCCGGCCCAAAAUGGUCGCGAGCUCCUCAGCGGAAUAGACACCGCAGGAAGGGACAAAGCCUUGAGGGAGGUCCUGCUGAGGGACCUCGGGGGGCGACGCACCAGCGUGACCGAAGCGGCUGAAUGCCCGGGAGAGGGCGGAGAGGAUGAGUUGGAGGCGCUCGGCCAUAGGGAGAGUAGAGUCCUCCAGGUGGUAGUGGACGGCCUCGUCGAGGUCGAGGUCGUCGCUAUGGUCACCCUCAGGCGACAGCAGGGCAACAGCGUCCUGCUCACCAUACUCGAGCGCGCUGAAGCGGCGCGAGAAGUGGGGGCCCUGCUGCGCGGAAUGGCGGGGGCGGCCGCCGAAAGGGGAGCGACGUUGGGAAGUGUCGUGAGAGGAGUAGGGGGCGUUGCCAGCACGUUGAGGCUGGGAGGAGGAAGCGGGGUGAAGACGAACCCACAUCUGCUGAUGGGUUCUUGCGGCCUCAUAGGCCUGCGGGGCCGAUGUGAACUCGUACCGCCAUACUUCGGAGCAUUACUCAAGGGGAAGGCUGGCCAAGAAACGGUCGAUGAGGGCAGCCUCGAGGAGGAACGUCACAUCACAAAUGAGGCGGGCAUCCUGAAAGACCUAGAUGUGGCGGUCCAGGGCGGCAGCGCCACCAGAGCCGGACCAGCGUGAGCCGUGUGGUGACGACUCGCUCGAAGGCGUCAGUGACGUC